Dermacentor andersoni is the source of this 1603-nucleotide messenger RNA. Lineage: Eukaryota; Metazoa; Arthropoda; Arachnida; Ixodida; Ixodidae. The record is from RefSeq and is a predicted model, not a curated record.
CUGUCGGCUAACCGGUGUACCACCUGAUAACGCAUUGCUGAAAGCACUGAACGAUUACAGCGACCAUAUUCUAAAUGCAGCAAGGCUCAAGCGAGCAGCGCAGUCAACUCUGUGCACUGUGCUGGCAGAAAUGGCUGUGGAGAACAGAAUUGCGAGAAACUAUGCAAGAGGCGUGGGCGCUCUGAUGGUUCUACCAUUCCUUGUCAAUGAGCGAGGGGACGACAUGUUCACAAAAAUGACACCAGGACAGGAGUUUGCCCACCCCACAUUGCUGUACACUGGCGACAGCCCCAUGUCUUCCGAGGCCAUGUGUGUGAAGUGUGAGGACGUAUGCGUUGAUGUACUGGACUUCACUUCUGGUGUAGUAGUGUUAUUUUCUAUGUACUGGGCAUUCAACAUCGAAUACGUCAGCUCUGCAAAGCAGACGCUCUCAUUGCUAGAGCACAUGAUGCAAAUCAGAACAAAAACAACAAAGCUAGGCACCAAAGCACUUAAAGUCCUAACAGCAUUGAAAGCACGGUCAGCCGCAGCAACUAAAGAAACAGCAGCCAGUGUUGAACAAGCUGUUGAGCAGGCUGAGAAAGCUCACCAAGUCACCAAAGUCUGAGUGUUCUUGGGAUACACCUCGCUGUAUCCACGUAGCCUCUCUUUUUUUUUUCUUUUUUAACAGUCAGGCUGUUUCGCUGAUCUUAGCCUUGGAUUAUACAGCUGAGGAGUGCAGUAGCCAGCCAAACCUAAAAAUUUUUCUUGUUUUAAUGUUGUUCAUAGUUAGUUUUUAUUAUGGCGACAUAAAGCAAAUACUCACCAAUUAUAUUUUUUUUAUAAAUAAAAUUAUUUCGAGGCCAGCAUGGGUUCCUCGUUUGCAAAUGACAGGAGAGGCAGUGGCUUGGUUCUGUGCAGGGGUGGUGACGGAGAGCGCAUGCAUAGAUGUCAAGCAGGCUAUCGUGUCACUUCUGUCGCUUAGCGUAUCAUCUGAAGAUGCUGUGAUAUUAGCGGUAGUUGCGUUGGUACUACAGUAGCUAUAACGAAUUUCUAGUCUUAGUCUAUAGAAUUACCUAUCUUCUCCUGGUGUUUGGAGUGUUAUCAAGGCCAGUGACUUUUCAGCAGAACCGGAACAUUUCUUUUGUAAGCUAUAGAUUCUUGCAAUUGUAUAAACAUACGUAUCUUCUGCCGGUUUUAGUUCUGUUCUUGUUCUUUUUUUUUGUUUUGUUGAAAAUUGCUUCUCCAUUGUGUUAGCGUUACUUUUGCUUGUUUUUAAUUUAUUACUGUUAUUUAUUGUCUGUCAUUACGAAAAUGCCCCUCCUGCUAGGGCCAAAGAAUUGGCCUGCAGUAUGGUUCAAUAAAUAAAUAAAUAUGUCUUGGAAACGGUUGCGUUUGGCAACUUCGUGCUGAUGCUGCUUUAGGCACUUUUUGAAGUUUUCAGAUUUGCCAGUGUACAUUGAAUCUCAUUUUUUGCAUAGGAAUUUAUACAUGACACCAAGGAAGUUCUUCACGUGCACCAUUUCAUCACUUAGCUUGCUGGAAAGGACAUGCGCCACACAAACACUGCAGUCAUUCAACACUCUGGUAAAAGGCCCGCUCAUGUCACCUGCAUACAGGAUGG